This is a messenger RNA of Hyalella azteca, 4319 nucleotides long. Its product is annotated as echinoderm microtubule-associated protein-like 2. The record is from RefSeq and is a predicted model, not a curated record. Gene Ontology annotation, molecular function: microtubule binding. Gene Ontology annotation, biological process: microtubule cytoskeleton organization. The transcript has 15 exons. Lineage: Eukaryota; Metazoa; Arthropoda; Malacostraca; Amphipoda; Hyalellidae. Bases 101 to 2038 code for a protein of 645 amino acids. Gene Ontology annotation, cellular component: mitotic spindle.
UCGUCCACUCAGUGAGCGUUCGGACAGGACGGGUGGUAGAGUGCAAGUGGCAAUAUAUUGGUUACUAACACGCUAUUCUCUGUACUAGCAUACCAACACAAUGGCCGAUGGCGAAGACGAUCACGAGAUCAGCUACAUCGAAGAUUCGGGCCAGGUAAAGUUUUACCUCCGUCGUCCUGUGCAUCUGUACGUUCCUACGGCCAUAAAAGAUGAUGGCUACGAUCCUCUCCUCGAGACAAGCCCUCCUUCUCAGAGCCUUGAGCUGCAGUAUAUCUACGGCUACAAAGGCCGCACGUGUCGCAACAACGUUGUAGCCCUGGCGUCAGGUGAGGUUGUUUACUUCACGGCGGCGGUGGGCGUCGUCUACAACGUUGACGAUAACACGCAGAGAUUCUACAACCAGCACACCGACGACAUCAGGAGCCUAGCCGUACACCCCGAUGGUGAGACGGUCGCCACUGGCCAGGUCAAAGGAAACGACGACGAGUUCGAUGCUGCUCACGUACGCGUGUGGAGCAGCGUCACCCUGGAGACGCUGCACGUGUUCGGCACGGGGGAGGUGGAGCGCGCGGUUGCCUGCUUAGCCUUCUCGGUUACAGACGGAGGAGGGCUGCUCGCCGUCGUGGACGAAGCGACUGAGCCGCGGCUGUCAGUGUGGGAGUGGCAGGACGAGAACAAAGUCGCCGCCGCUCGCUGCUCUGGCGACCCUGUGCUCGCUGUGACGUUCUCACGCGAGUCCACUCAGCGCGUCGUCACGAGCGGAAAGAACUCUCUUGUUUUCUGGAGCCUCGAGGACGGAGCUUUGAAGAAACGCACGGCCGUCUAUGGCUCUCACCCCAAGCCCAAGUUCACCACAGCUGUGGCCUUCACCGAGAGCGGCCAAACAAUCACGGGAGACAACAACGGCAAUAUAUUCUUCUGGAAGGAAGACGGCAGCGAGGUCACGAAAGCGGUGACUGGAAUACACGAAGGCUCCGUGUUCUUCAUUCUGCCUCACGAAGGCGGCUUCUUGACAAGCGGCAAGGACGGCACUAUUAAGAAAUGGGAUGUAAACUUUGGCGAAGCCAGCGCAUCUGUUGUGGUGAGCGAAAACGACGGAGCAGCUCGCGCGUUUGCGGUGCUGGGGGAGCAGCUUGUCGUGGGCACCAUCAAGAACUGUCUCCUUAAAGGCAGCCUCGCUGACGGCUUCACCACCAUCUUCAAGGGAGCCGAAGAAGAGCUAUGGGCCGUGGCCACUCAUCCCUCCAGCAGCCAAUUCCUGACCGGGUGCCUGGGCGGCCUCUUGAUCGCGCGAGACGCUGAGACUAAAGAAACUCAGUGGUUCGUCUCUAUGAAGAGUGGCGUGCAGAGCGUGUGCUACUCACCUGGAGGGGAGGUGGUCGUGGUGGGGCUGGCUGACGGCACGUGGCAGGUGCUGGACACCGAGACCCAGGAGGUCGUGUUCGAGGGACAUGAUGGCGAUGAACCCAUACAGGUGGUGCGGUUCUCCCCUGAUGGGUCGCUGCUGGCGCUCGGGUCCCGGGACAACAGCGUCUAUAUUUACGAGGCUGGCGACGCCUUCAAGGAAUACAAUAGUCGAGGCGCCUGCACUGGCCACUCAAGCUUCAUCCGCAGCCUCGACUUCUCUGCCGAUGGUUCAUUCCUGCGCACCAAUUCUGGCGACUACGAGCUGCUCUUCUGGCGCACGGAAGACUGCAGCCAGGAGACGAGCGCCUCAGAGCUGCGUGACACAGAGUGGGCGACCCGCACGUGUCUGCUCUGUUUCGAGAACUUCGGAGUGUGGCCGGAGGGCGUGGACGGCACGGACCUCAACUCUGUCACCGCCGCGCACCAGAAGCCGAUUGUCGUCACCGCCGAUGACUUCGGCAAAAUCAAGCUCUUCAAAUCUCAAACUUACUAUGCAUAUACAAGCCACAAGGUGUGCCGCGGUCACAGCAGCCAUGCCACAUCCACGGCCUUCUCCCACGACGACAGCUUCCUCGUGUCUCUGGGUGGUGGUGAUAGCAGCGUCCUGCAGUGGCGCGUGGUCGACGAGUAACGCGUCUGCUAACGGCACGUUACUUCCCUGCUUCACAACUUCCGAUUCCGGCCUACUAGAUCUUGUUCAGAUUUUGCUGCUUGAUUGAAUUCAUAUUUUGUUUUGUUUGAGUGAAAAUUUAUAAUGGCGCAUUAUAAUUAGUUAGGCGUCGAGGUGCGCAUCAUUGGAAGUUGUGCGUCAAACAUUCCAUCAUUUUUUUUCUCUACGUUUUGUGUCGCUGUAUCUCAGUUACAACGAUUCUAAUGUCUACAUAUAUAUUCUCAUAUAGUCUCUUGAACCAUAGUCUCGUAUAACAGAAUAAGACUGCCAGUUUGAGCGCGCUGUGAAAAGGCAGGUAUUUUAUGGUGCUAUUGAGAUGACAGUUCAACCAAAAAAUUGGCCGGUUGCUAGCAACUGAAAAUACUUUAACAAAAUUUAUAUUACAUGAAAUUUAUUCUCCUAUUGUGUUUUCCAUUUCAUAAUAACAUUGGCAAUUGAACGAAAUUUACUAACUUCUAAACUUUGGAAGAAUUGCUUCGAUCGAAAUCAGACUUCCGAUCACAUUUGGCAUUAAUUAAAUUAAUUAAGACAUUAAAUAAGUUCCGAUCAAUUACUAAAAUUGCCUGAACGAGUUUCUAACUGCCGCUAAUAAUGGUUUUGAUGGCUGAAAUUUGACCACGUGUUUGACGGAAUACCUUUAUCUAUUUGCCUGUGCAGGUUUCGUUGUGAAAAUGGUGUGAUGGUGUUGUGAUACUCUACAAUUUUGUGGCAGUGCUGUCAGUCUUGAAAUGGUCUACCAAGGAAGCAAAUCUUUAAGUUAACCUUGCCUCACGCGACGUGAAUAAUUGUUGAACACAAACCAAGAAGUAGUACUGUUAUCGGCAGCGGUUUCUUCAUAAAUUUUUCAAGUAGUAACGCUGAAGGCCCUGAAAUGGACCGUGUUGAUGGAAGGUCGAAUUCAUAGAAAAAUUAUACUUUGUGGUUUUAGAGACGCCGAAGCAUUUCACUGAUCUAAGUCUGUGAUAAGAUCGGUUACGUCAACACGAUGUUUCUAGUUAUCAGCACCUCUCCUUUGUAUGUCGCUUUGGCAUGCACUCAUGCACAUUGCGCUGCUAGCCGCGUCAAAAUUCCUUCUUCAUCGUAGUCUAUUCACGCUUUUGUGGCGCUCACGCGUGCAAUAUUUUGCUUCUACUAUUUGAAACAUUUCAUGGAAGUUGGACGAAAUUUUAGUUGUAUUGCUCUCAGUUGAAUGAUUUUAUGUCUUCCUUGUGGAAGAGAACUGCAUACUUGAUAUUUCGCACUGUAGGUUAAGAAUGAAAAACAUCGAAUUGUAUUUGCCUAAACUCUCAGUCGAGCUUCACUGGAUGAUUCUCAACGUCACUGUAAAUUUCGCUAAAAAGCCUGUCAUCAUCGGACCCAAAUUCUCUUGUCUGUAGUCGAGAAAUAUAAUUUCUUGUGGCUACGAUUUCCAUUUUAGAAGUUCAAGUUAACUAAAUGCUUGAAGAAUUGUCUGAUAAUUAAAAUUGUUUCAAAAAAAUUAACCAAAGUAAAUUCUUGAGUAAGUUCUUUUAAAUAAGCAUUGCAUCACAAAACCUUGAGUUCUCCAAAAUCUCCAAGUUUUUAUUGCGGCUAUUGAGCUUUAUAAUGAAAUUCUAUCACAAAGCAUUUGCAAUGGUAAUCAAUUAUGUAGAACCCAAUUCGUGAUUUAAAAUAAGUUAUUCUCAGAAAUACUUGACUGUCAUAGGCUGUGUAGGGCAAAACUGUAGUAAUAACUAGCAAUGUCCGUUCCUGUUGGGCGCUAGUGCACCGUUCCUAGUUGAGUAAGAUUUUGUCUUUUCAACUUUACCGCUUUCCCAUGGAUUGAUAUAAUUAAUGAUUGAAUACAACUUCAACGCGAUGUAUUUGUGUUGUGCUUGAACUAGAACUUCUACUUUUUGAACAUUAAGUUUUCAAAUCUUAGUUACGUGAAUUUUCAAACUUGCAGAUUUUAGUAGAUAAUUUAUCUGAUACCUUUGAAUUGUUAUGGUACCUAUUUCAAUCUUUAUGAAUUCAUUUGUAAUGAAAAAGUAUUUAAAAACUCUAGUUAUAUGUGUUAAUUAUAUUAAAUUCGCGAGCUGAAUGGCCCAAUUGAGUUUGUUGACGAAAUUAUAUCAGCAUUAUUCCUUGAAUAUUUGAUUAGCAAACCAGUAGUAAUGCUGCCUUUGAAAACAAUUGCCUUCAAUGUGCUUAAAAAUGUAAUAUUAAUCGCGCACUCUAGUUCCAAACAUGCGUAUAACGCAAAUAUAAUAUAAACGUGACCAUA